AUGGAUGAAACCUGGAAGAUGGAGAAACUUGCAAAAGCUUACAUCAAAAAUGUGGUGAGAUUACAUGGAGUUCCAAAGGAUAUUGUGUCUAACAGAGAUUCUAGGUUUCUUUCAAGCUACCAUGCAAGCAUUGGCAUGGAUCCAUUUGAGGCAUUAUAUGGAAGGAAGUGUCGUAGUCCGAUCUGUUGGAACGACAUAAGUGAAACAAUGAUUUUAGGGCUUCAAAUGAUUAAGGAUACAAUUAAGAAGGUAAGGGAGAUUCAAGCGGUGCAAGAUCGCCAAAAGAGCUACGCGGACUUGAAGCGUAAAGAGGAGGAAUUUGAGGUUGGUGACAAAGUUUUGUUAAAGUUAAGAAGGUAUAUCCCUGAUAAGUCACAUGUGCUACAACCCGAGACCAUUGAGUUAGAUCAAAGCUUAACUUAUGAGGAAAGAUCUUUCAAGAUUCUUGACAGUAAAGAGUAUGAAGAAGCAACUUGGGAAGCUGAGGAUGAGAUGAAAAAGAAAUAUCCUGAGUUGUUUAAGAUUUGGUUUUGA
Messenger RNA from Chenopodium quinoa (quinoa), 534 nucleotides. RefSeq lists its product as uncharacterized. The transcript has 5 exons. NCBI's taxonomy places the organism in Eukaryota, Viridiplantae, Streptophyta, Magnoliopsida, Caryophyllales, Amaranthaceae. The record is from RefSeq and is a predicted model, not a curated record. Bases 1 to 534 code for a protein of 177 amino acids.